Messenger RNA from Oryza sativa Japonica Group (Japanese rice), 1203 nucleotides. RefSeq names its product cysteine-rich repeat secretory protein 55. The record is from RefSeq and is a predicted model, not a curated record. Lineage: Eukaryota; Viridiplantae; Streptophyta; Magnoliopsida; Poales; Poaceae.
UGAGCCUGCGUUGUCGCAGCCAAAAAAUCGACGAGGCAGGCCCAUGCACUAGCUACCUUGGUCAACCAUGGCUGCAGCUUCACCUUCACUAGCUUGGACCAAGCUAAGCACAGCCAUCCAUUCCAUUCCAUAUAACAAGCUAGCGAUCGAGGCCACUCAAAUCCACCAACAAGCUAGCUGACAAUCAAGUCAUCAGUCCAUCAAUGGCGAUGGCGUCGUCGUGUUCACCACUAGUAGCCGUGCUGGUGGCGCUGCUGCUCGUGGCGGCGACUGUGCCGGCGCCGUGCGCCGCCGUGGACCCGGUGAACACGUACUGCGCCAGGAACCUGAGCGGCGCGCCGGCGCAGGCGAGCGUGGCGCAGGUGCUCUCCGAGCUGGUGCCGCGCGCCUCCGCCGGCUACUACGCCACGGCCACCGCCGGCCGCGGCGGCGACGGCUCCGCCAUCUGGGGCCUCGCGCAGUGCCGCGGCGACAUCCCGGCCCCCGACUGCGCGCUCUGCGCCUCCGCCGCCGCCAGGCAGCUCGCCGGGGCCUGCCGCGGCAGGGCCGACGCGCGCGUCUGGUACGACUACUGCUUCGCGCGCUACGACGACGCCGACUUCGUCGGCCUCCCGGACACCGGCUACGCGCUCAUCCUCCUCAACACGCAGAACGCCACCGACCCGGAGGCGUUCGAGAAGGCGCAGAGGAAGGUGAUGGCGCGCGUGGCGGCGGACGCCGGCGACGCGGGGGGCGGCGGGCUGGCGAGGGAGACCGCGAGGUUCAAGGACGGGGUGACCAUCUACGGGCUCGGGUGGUGCACGCGCGACAUCACGGCGGCGGACUGCGGGCUGUGCGUGGCGCAGGCGGUGGCGGAGAUGCCCAACUACUGCCGAUUCCGGCGAGGAUGCCGCGUGCUGUACAGCAGCUGCAUGGCGCGCUACGAGACCUACCCAUUCUUCUUCCCGCUCGACGGCGGCCAGAGCGCCGACGCCUCCGCCUCCGCCGCCGGCGACUACGACAGGGUCGUCUUGAAUCCGUAGAUUAUUUCAACUCUCUAUAAUGGCCAUAUAUAUAAUAAGGGUAUCAAAAAAUCCCAUAUAUUACUACUAGGAGACGCAUUGCAGGUUUAUAUGUUUACGGUUGUAAUCCAAUUUAUCUCAUAAUUAACUAAAUAAAUAAUUCGCCAGAUGAACGAAAAAGUCUACUUCCUCUAUUUUUUUU